AUGGCUGGAUCGAGUGGUGCUGAUCUAAGAGCACCAGUUUUCCAUGGAGACAACUUUGAUUUUUGGCAAAUAAAGAUGAAGACCAUCUUCAGAUCUCACGAUCUGUGGGAUAUGGUAGAGAAGGGUUAUAGUCCUUCGGCGAAGAGUGAAGGAGAACUCACUGCAACUGAUCUCAAACUUCUGAAAGAGAACAUAGUGAAGGAUGCUAAGGCUCUCGAGAUUAUUCAAGGUGCUGUGUCCGAUGAAAUUUUCCCACGAAUCGCCAUACUUGAGAUGGCAAAAGAGGCUUGGGAUGCACUGAAGCAAGAAUUUAUUGGGGAUAAACAAGUGAGAUCUGUGAAACUCCAAAGUUUAAGGCGUGAUUUUGAAUAUACUCGUAUGGGUGAAAAUGAAGCAUUCUUUGUGUAUGUUGUGCGAUUAUUUGAUCUUAUGUCACAAAUGAAAAGUUAUGGUGAAGAUAUAGGAAAUCAAAGAAUUGUGCAGAAGCUAUUGAUAAGUUUGCCUAGGUCAUAUGAUAGUAUUGUUGUUGUGAUAAAAAAAACUAGGGAUCUGGAAACUGUUGAUGUGCAGGAUGUUGUUGCUACUCUAAAGGAGUAUGAACAACGGAUUGAGAGACACUCUAAAGAUAGAAAUGAAAAGUCAUUUGCUAGUUUAACUGUUGUGAAGAAGCAUGAAGACACAUGGUAUAUUGACAGUGGUUGUAGUAACCACAUGACAGAAAGAGAAUAUCUAUUGGUGAAUAUAGAUAAGAAAGUAACUGCCAAAGUAGAAAUGGGCACAGGACAAUUAGUUGAUGUGGUUGGAAAGGGUGACUUAAUGGUUGAAACUAAGCAAGGCAAAAGAUAUAUAAGAGAGAUUAUGUUUGUACCUGGUUUGAAGGAGAAUCUGUUAAGUGUGGGACAGAUGAUGGAGCAUGGAUAUUAUCUUGUCUUUGGGGGAAUUGAAGUCAGAAUUUAUGAUGAUGCUACAUGCUCAAAUCUAGUUGUUAAAGUUCCAAUGAAAGGAAAUAGAAGCUUUCAUUUGAAAUUACAACCAGGAAUUCACUUUGCCAUGAGGGCUAGUGUUGGUCAAUAUGCUGAAAUAUGGCAUAGAAGAUUAGGACACUUGAACAUGAAUGCUCUAAUGCAGCUUCAAGAGCAUGAAAUGGUAACCGGUCUGCCUGAGAUGGAAGUGAACACCAAAGUGUGUGAAGGUUGUGCAUUUGGCAAGCAUUCCAGAUAA
Messenger RNA from Malus domestica (apple), 1221 nucleotides. The record is from RefSeq and is a predicted model, not a curated record. NCBI's taxonomy places the organism in Eukaryota, Viridiplantae, Streptophyta, Magnoliopsida, Rosales, Rosaceae.